AUGGACACGCGCUUCACUCGGGGGAAAUCCAACAUCUUGGAGCGCCCUCUAACCCGCCCCAAGACUGAGGUCAGCGUGAGCGCCUUCGCCCUCCUGUUCUCAGAGAUGGUCCAGUACUGUCAGAGCCGCGUGUACUCCGUGUCGGAGCUGCAGACGCGCCUGGCGGACAUGGGUCAGAGCGUGGGAGCCAGCAUGCUGGACGUGCUGGUGCUGAGAGAGAAGAACGGGAAGAGGGAGACCAAAGUGCUGAAUAUGCUCCUUUUCAUCAAGGUUAACGUGUGGAAGUCUUUGUUUGGGAAGGAGGCCGACAAGCUGGAGCAGGCCAACGAUGACGACAAGACCUAUUACAUCAUAGAAAAAGAGCCGCUCAUCAACGCGUACAUCUCUGUGCCCAAAGAGAACAGCAGCCUGAACUGCGCCGCCUUCACCGCCGGCAUCGUGGAGGCCAUCCUCACACACAGCGGCUUCCCUGCCAAGGUCAGCCACUGGCACAAAGGCACCACGCUGAUGAUAAAGUUUAACGAGUCCGUCAUUGCCAGGGACAAAGCUUUGGACGGCAGAUAAAAGACUGAAGAGGUGUUAAUGAAUGCAGGAUGAAUGAUUCAUCAAAGUCCAGACUCGGUUUGUUCCUGACUGAAUUUCUUCGUGGUAGCUUAUGAGAGGAUGGAGGGAUGACAGCGGCGGGCUGAGCCACGUCUGGAGCAGAAAACAUGCAGCUGGUCGGUUCAGUCCUCCAUGUUUUUGUGGACCAUCUCACUCCUGUUUGACCUCAUGAAGUGACACAGAAUUGUUUAGUGAUUUACGUCCCACAUGAUUCAUUAUUUUGGUGUUUUCAUCAGUAAUCCUCUUAUUUUUAAAGGUCAGAUUUGUAGAAUUUAGUGGCAUCUAUUGGCAGAAAUUGAAUAUAAAGCUCG
Molecule: messenger RNA, 914 nt
Organism: Plectropomus leopardus (leopard coralgrouper)
Lineage: Eukaryota; Metazoa; Chordata; Actinopteri; Perciformes; Serranidae
Source: RefSeq, a predicted model, not a curated record